Gracilinanus agilis (Agile Gracile Mouse Opossum) is the source of this 1373-nucleotide messenger RNA. RefSeq names its product CD79b molecule (gene CD79B). The record is from RefSeq and is a predicted model, not a curated record. Gene Ontology annotation, biological process: B cell receptor signaling pathway; B cell differentiation. NCBI's taxonomy places the organism in Eukaryota, Metazoa, Chordata, Mammalia, Didelphimorphia, Didelphidae. The coding region runs from base 11 to 706 and encodes 231 amino acids. Gene Ontology annotation, molecular function: transmembrane signaling receptor activity. The transcript has 6 exons. Gene Ontology annotation, cellular component: membrane; B cell receptor complex; external side of plasma membrane.
CAACUUGACCAUGGCUGGGCUGGGGUUGCCCACCAUCUUCAAAGAAGGGCUGGGUGUGCUGCUCCUGGUAUUCUCAGCAGGUGAGCUGGUCCUGGGAAGCCAAACAAUUGAAGAAAGUAUCCCUGAGUCUAGAGGGAAUACUUGCAACAAGCUCUGGCAGUAUCCGCGUUUCGUGGCCAAGAAGAGGGACAGCUCCUUCGAAGUGACCUGCCGGGUAAAUGAUUAUGGCCAAGUGACUUGGCUUCGGAAGCAGGAGUCAGACCCCAGUCCACAGGUGCUAAAGAUCAACAAUGGACAGAUCACGCAGUCUUGGAAUGGCAGCACCUACACUCUCACCAUCCAAAAGGUCCAAUUUGAGGACAAUGGCAUCUAUUACUGUGAGCAAGUGUGUGUGGAUCAUUCUAAAAAGCCCUUACAGGGAUGCGGCACUGAGCUCCGUGUCAUGGGGUAUAGCACUGUGGCCCAGCUGAAGCGGAGGAACACACUGAAAGAUGCCAUCAUCAUGAUUCAGACCUUGCUCAUCAUUGUCUUCAUCACUGUCCCUGUUUUCCUGCUUUUAGACAAGGAUGACAACAAGGUGGUGCUGGAGGAUGAUCAUACCUAUGAGGGUCUGGAAAUUGACCAGACGGCCACCUAUGAGGACAUUGUGACACUUCGGACUGGAGAAGUCAAAUGGUCAGUGGGCGAGCACCCAGGCCAAGAGUGAAGGGUUCCUUCAUCUGGCAAUCCUUCCUAUGCUCCCUAUCUCUCCAUCAACCUUCUGAAGAGAGAUCAUCCAGCAACUCAGCUUCAUGGACCUGUUCUGGUUCCCAGCCCGAAACUCCUUUCUCCUCUACCUAUAACUGUCCCAUAACUGUCCCACCUCCAGGCUUACUGGUCCAAUUCUGCCUUCCUGCUGCCAAUCCCUCUCACCUCACAACCAUCUCCAGAGGGAUAUAGGCCUUCAGGGUUUAACAGAACACAGAUUUAAGGGAAGGUGUCUCUGGAAGGCUCUUUGGAGCUGGCCAUGUUUGGGAUGGCUGGGAUUGGGGGGAGAUAGAGUAGAGGGAGACUCAGACCUUGGGGGGAGAGGGGAGGCAAGGAAAACAGAGAUUGGGAGUCUGGUGAAGAAGAAAGGGAGGAAACUUGUAAAUCUGUCUCAGAGGGACCUAGAAGACCAGGCCAUACUUGAAUUUCCACAGUACCAUUCCUCCAGUCCUAAUGAAAGCCAGGACCUGGAUAGACUCUGAACACUUGGCCGGCCAACUGACUCAAUCCAAAUUGGGGGUUAUGAAGAUAUAUCCCCUUCUCCCAUCUUCCAGGGCCCUGUUGAGCCUUUCUUGGUGUCCUAUGCAUAGCCUCUGAUGUAAUAAACUGUGUGUUUUGAGAAAACA